AUGUCGGCUCUUUGGUCAGGAUGGGGCGCAGAUGCCUUCACCGAGCAGGUCGAGAAGGCCACCUCGGAGCUGCUGCCCGUCGGCUCGGAGGACAUUGCGCUCAACCUCGAGAUCUGCGACCAGGUCCGAGCCAAGCAGGUCCCCGCGAAGCAGGCCAUGCAGGUGCUCAAGCGUCGCGUCAGCCACAAGAACCCCAACGUCGUGCUGCUGGCGCUUGGUCUCACCGACAUCUGCAUCAAGAAUGGCGGUGACCAUUUCCUCCAGGAAGUCGCUUCGCGCGAGUUCAUGGACAACCUCGUCUCGGUACUGCGCAAUCCUGCCGGCGUCAACAACGACGUCAAAGUUAAAGCGCUCGGUCUCAUCCAAAACUGGUCGCAGAUCGCAGAAGCCAGGCCGGCACAGAUGAGCUACAUCACCGACAUCUACAAGCAGCUCAAGAGCGACUCCAAGUUUGACUUUCCACCCGUUGAUCCCAACGCUGCCGCAUCUGCUGCUCUCGUCGAAACACUCACCGCUCCUGAAUGGGUUGACGGCGAUGUCUGCAUGCGAUGUCGUACCGGCUUCACCACUUUCAAUCGCAAGCACCACUGCCGCAACUGUGGCAACGUCUUCUGUCAACAAUGCUCGAGCCACAACAUGGCUCUUCCCUGGUUCGGCAUAGGCCAGGAUGUUCGUGUCUGCGAUGGUUGCUUCGCUCGCAAAGGCCCUCCCAAGAACGCUGCUAAGCUCUCACGCUCCAAGAGCGCCAGCUCGCCGUCUGCAUCGUCCUCCAGCAAGCACAUCCCGUCGGGUCGAGGUGGCGCCUCUUCUCACCAUCGAUCCGCGACGACAGGCUCCAAGUCGAAGCGCAGCGCGCGCCAGAAGGAAGAAGACGAGAUUGCUCUUGCCAUCAAACUGUCGCUGGAAUCGUCGGGACAAGGGGCGUCGCAGAGCUCGCGGCCUGAAACCUACGGUACGCCGAGUCAACCAUCUGCUGGUCCAACGAGCGCACAACGAGCUCCUGACGGACGGGUGCUGGAAGGUACGGAUGCCGACGAGGACCCUGAUCUCGCAGCAGCCAUCGCGGCGAGCCUGCGAGAGUGGGCUCCACCGCAGCCAAGCGCCCCAGACGGCCUUGGCGAAGCAACGGCACCCGCUAUGGCCUCAGCCGUGUAUGGUGGCAGCUCGGUCAACUCAAAUUUGCCCUUGCCACCGUCCCUCGACCUGGCACCACGCGACAUCGACGACAUUCUCACGUUUUCGCAGGCCGUCCAAGCACAACAGGCUCACAACCAGCGGAGCGGCAUGAUCGGCGCACCUGUGCCGCAGCCGACGCAGGCGUUGUACGAGAAGGCAUCGUCUGCCAGGCCUCGCAUGGCACGCAAUCUCGAGGAAGGUCAUCGACGUCACAAUGUGCUUGUGUCCAUGCACGACAAGCUGACCGAGGCGGUGCGUCUGUACGAUCGCUUGCUCGACGCUCAAAUGACACGUCCCGCCCAAGCAUAUGCGCCCAAUGGCUACGCUCAUGCCGGCUACGGCGCGCCUAGCCAUCAGGGGUACGGCUACGGGUAUGAGCAGCACGCGCCGAUGCACGAACCCCCCUAUGCAAACAUGCAGGCAGGACCGUCCUCUCUCUACCCGCAAGCCACUCAGUACCACGCGGGGCCCACCGCAGAGCACACGGGCGCUCCUUCACACUGGCAGCAGCAACAGCCGCACCGACCAACCGACGAGCAGCACUAUCAGCAACACCAGCAUCAGCAAUCGUCGUAUGGAGGACCUCCAUCUCACUAUGCACCGCAACAGCAUCAGCAACAGCAAGCUUACCAGCAGUAUCAGCAACACGCUGGGUCCAGUGCGGCGGCUGAGUAUUCCAAUGGCGCUUACGGCGAUCCCAGCCAGGCCUCUUUGCCCACGGGUGCAGCAGCUCCACCUUCGCACUAUGGAACGUAUGAGAACCCGAACGGAUCCAUGGACCAAGCCUCGCAUUCCCAGGCGAAUGGUGCGGCUUAUGCGGCCGGACCUCAAGGUCCAGGUCCGCUUUCGGUACGAACUGACGGCAUCAUGGGCGGCGCACCAGUCCACGUCUCAGGACCAGGACCUGUUGAAAAGCCGGGCGUUGCGGAGGAUGGUCAGGGCGACGAGUCGAUUGCAACAUCUCGGUCGAUUUCCAGUCGCAAUGGAUGGAAUCAAGUGCCGAUUCAGGCCGUUGCGCCAUCCUCGCAGCCAGACCAUGCAGCCUAUUCGGUAGCCCAGAACGGACAGCAACAGCAAACGCAACCGCCUUCGAUCGCCCGCGUCGCAUCUCACGGAACGCACCAGCCGCCACAGCAGCAGCCUACCAAAGCCGACACGAGUUACCUGCCGCUGUUCCCUGUGGCGCCUCAUGCGGACAAUGGCUUCGGUGCGCAGCGAAACUCGGCAGAGGGAGCGUCGCCGGUGGCCAGCCCUUAUACCAACGCGCCCUCUUCGGCUGGCAUGUGGCAGAGCACGGCGGGCAAGAGCCCAGCGGAAGCCAACGCCGCCGCCACGGAAUCGCCCUUGAUCGAGUUCUAA
Messenger RNA from Kalmanozyma brasiliensis GHG001, 2535 nucleotides. RefSeq lists its product as uncharacterized. Gene Ontology annotation, molecular function: phosphatidylinositol binding; ubiquitin binding; metal ion binding. The transcript has a single exon. The coding region runs from base 1 to 2535 and encodes 844 amino acids. NCBI's taxonomy places the organism in Eukaryota, Fungi, Basidiomycota, Ustilaginomycetes, Ustilaginales. The record is from RefSeq and is a predicted model, not a curated record.